Carassius auratus (goldfish) is the source of this 1234-nucleotide messenger RNA. Its product is annotated as V-set and transmembrane domain-containing protein 2-like protein. Gene Ontology annotation, cellular component: membrane. The record is from RefSeq and is a predicted model, not a curated record. The coding region runs from base 239 to 883 and encodes 214 amino acids. NCBI's taxonomy places the organism in Eukaryota, Metazoa, Chordata, Actinopteri, Cypriniformes, Cyprinidae. The transcript has 4 exons.
CCGCACUUCCUCCUCGCGCUGUUCCCUCCGCUCCAUCGGUUAGAUCCGGGGAGUUUCUCUCCGCGGAGACCCAAAUCGCAUCACUGGGCGACUGCAAACACACGCAUUCUCCUCUCAGUUGCUCCAGCCGCUGUCAUCAGGGGCAAAAACCACCAGCAAACACUAACCACACCUGGAUCUAUCUCUUAAAGCCGUGUAUUUCCACCUGAUGUGAGAGAGUGUUUUGCAGGGAGCAGUGAUGGGCGCGUUUGGAGUGAUUCUGAGGAGUUUACAUUGUAUGGGACUCUACAUCCAACUUGGUGUCUGUCUCAGACAAGCUGGAAGCGACGACGUGGAGAACCAUAUAUCCAACAACGCGGUGUUCACUGAGGUCCCUCAUGACAUCACGGCGCGGAGCGGGCAGGACGUGGAGAUGGCCUGCUCCUUCAGAGGCGCCGGAUCGCCCUCCUACUCGCUGGAGAUCCAGUGGUGGUACAUCAGGAACCACAGAGAAUGGACCGACAAGCAGACGUGGAGCACCAAUCAGGUGGUGCCGCAGAAUGAGAUGGCAAAGGACGCCACCAAAAUCAGUGUAGUGAAGGUUGCUGGAAGCAACAUCUCCCACAAGCUCCGUCUGUCCAGCGUGAAGCCGGCGGACGAGGGAACGUACGAAUGCCGUGUCAUUGACUUCAGCGACAGUAAGCUGCGGCACCAUCGUGUGCGGGCGUACCUGCAGGUGGAGCGACCCGAGGGGAACGCAGCUCCUCCGCUCCAUCAGGGGGCGACGUCACAAGAGGAGGCUCUGCAGUCUGACCACCACAAGCACCACAAACCCAGCCGUGAGCUCCGGAAGAGGUCUGCUGAUGACCGCACCACUGACUGCACUGAGAGCUGCGCGCUUUAGGUUCCUCCUCCUUCAGUUACUGCCCCACCACACCACACCAAAUACCCAGAAUUCCUUACGCCUACCCCCAAACUAGGGAUAGCUCACCUGAAAAUGAACAAUCUGUCAUUUACACACUCUCAUGUUGUUCUAAACCCAUAUGACUUACGUUCUUAUUCCCAAAAAAAUAUUAAUACAAAUAUUUUAUGCACUUUUUUUUACUUUUUUUGCCUUUUUAUUUUUUAGCCCUAGUCACUCUCCUAUUUUGGUUAUCUUUCUGAAGUUUUUGAGUUUUAUUCUGCUUUACAAUUAUGCAAUAUAAAUACUUUUGUGUUUUAUGCAAAAAGAAAAAGGUGAGUUUAACAUGUCUUU